Messenger RNA from Cryptomeria japonica (Japanese cedar), 1409 nucleotides. Its product is annotated as early light-induced protein 1, chloroplastic. The record is from RefSeq and is a predicted model, not a curated record. Bases 343 to 891 code for a protein of 182 amino acids. The transcript has 3 exons. NCBI's taxonomy places the organism in Eukaryota, Viridiplantae, Streptophyta, Pinopsida, Cupressales, Cupressaceae.
UGUUGUGCUAAAUACCUAGAAAAGUUAUCAGACAACCAAAAAGUAUUCCCACUCCGCUCUCCGCACGUGUAAAAUAUCUUCUAGCUCCAACAUAUCAGGCGUGGCCCUUUCUGCUCCGUAAACUCCUGUACGCGCAAAGUCACGGUAGUUUCGUAAUGGGAUCUCACCAUAGUUAAUUCGAACCCUACCUUCAUCGUUUAACCCUCGUCGCAACUGAUAAAAUCUCUUUACAACCCUAGAAUUGAACCUGAGCAUCACAAAUCCUUUCCUUUCUGCUAGCGGAGAUUUCAUAUUUUCUCAGAUUUUUCUUUCUUCGCAUUUUUCCUUCCAGUUCCUUCAGAAAUGGCGUUGUCUGCGAACGCAGCUUGCGCAGCCUUUCGUUCGUUGGAACGACACGAUUUCAACAAGGUCUCGAGAUCGAUUCCAGCGACUCGCAGUUUUCCUCGCAGCAAAGGUCCUCAGGUUAAAUGCACAGCCGAGCCUGAAAAAGAACCUAGCUUGGACGCGCCGAAGCCGACGAAUCCACCGCCAUUCCGUCCCAAGGUUAGUACUAAGUUUAGCGACGUAUUUGCGUUCAGUGGACCUGCUCCCGAAACUAUCAACGGCCGGCUGGCGAUGGUAGGGUUUGUGUCCGCGGUUGGAGUCGAACUGGUGACCGGAGAGGAUCUUUUAACGCAGCUCAGCCAGGGGGAGGGGGUCACAUGGUUUCUUUUCACGGCAACGGUUUUGACUGCGGCGUCUUUAAUUCCGAUGUUCCAGGGCGUGACAAGGGAAAGUAGGUCACAGGCUUUAAUGUCCUCCACUGCUGAGACGUGGAAUGGCAGGCUGGCGAUGCUAGGCUUCGUUGCGCUGGCCGUGACAGAGUACUUUAAAGGAGGGCCUCUCGUGUAGCUUGCCAGCCAUUAAGAUGCAUGUUCCAGGCAGCUGUAUAUCGUUUUCUGCACACCUCCCAGAUGAGGGGUUCAGGUUUUCAACACUAGCGUAAAAAAUAUAACAUGUACGUUUUUACCUGCUUCUGAUGGGGUACCUAGGAAAAUAGCUUUAAAAAGUGGUGUUUUGUGUAUUAUUCAAUUGAACUUGGGGUACCUAGGAAAAUAGCUUUAAAAAGUGGUGUUUUGUGAGAUGAGGGGUUCAGGUUUUCAACACUAGCGUAUACAUAUAACAUGUAUGUUUUUACCUGCUUCUGAUGGGGUACUUAGGAAAAUAGCAUUAAAAAGUGGUGUUUUGUGUAUUGUCCAAUUGAACUUGGGGUACCUAGGAAAAUAGCUUUAAAAAGUGGUGUUUUGUGUAUUGUCCAAUUGAACUUAGUGGGGCGAGAGUAAUUGACCAUUAUGAUUAUGGGUAUAGUCCUUGUCUUUUCUUACCAAGAUUAUGGCUAGUAAUAAAGUUUAACUUGAUUAGUAACUUAA